Messenger RNA from Danaus plexippus (monarch butterfly), 1564 nucleotides. RefSeq names its product thyroglobulin-like. Gene Ontology annotation, biological process: cell-matrix adhesion. Bases 51 to 1064 code for a protein of 337 amino acids. The transcript is spliced from 7 exons. Gene Ontology annotation, cellular component: basement membrane. NCBI's taxonomy places the organism in Eukaryota, Metazoa, Arthropoda, Insecta, Lepidoptera, Nymphalidae. The record is from RefSeq and is a predicted model, not a curated record.
AGUUAUAUUACAGUACGUUUGAGUCUAUCGGCUUUUAUGCGUUAUUAAAAAUGAGUUUUUUUAUAAUAUCAUUGUUUGUAUAUUUAACAAUAAAUGGACAGGCGGGAGCCUCUAAAUGUAAAAUUGCUCAGGCGUGUAUAACUGAUUUGUCGCAGAGUGAUUGUGAUGCAGGUUCUGUUUUGGUUCCCAACACCUGGAUAAACGGUUGCUGCCCCAGCUGCACAAACCCUGAUGAUGGAGGCGACGAGGACGACGACGAUGUUAAUCCGACGGAAGUUUGCAGACCGCCAUCUAAUUGUCUAGAAAAUGGCCAGUACGCACCAGUGCAAUGCAAAGGUGAUACAUUUACCGGAAGAUGCUUCUGUUCCGACGAAAAGGGAAACAGAAUAUUUGGACAAAUGUGGAGGAGUGAGGCGCAAGAUAUGAAAUGUGCGUGCAGUCGCAGGAGACAUGAGAUAGAAAACAGCGAAAAACGUAUCUCAACUUUACACUGCUCACCCUCCGGUGACUAUGAGCGUCUACAAUGCGAUAACGGCAUAUGCUGGUGUGCUGAUCCGUCCACAGGCCAGCCGACAGCACCCCCACUACCACAAGAAGAUAUGAAGAUAUUACCCUGCCACAGCGCUGGUUUGAUUGGAGAAAAUUAUUUGAGAAGAUGCGAAAGUAUUGUAAACGCUCUUGCUGGUAUUGCAAAGGAUCAAGCUGAACACGGAACAAAUUUCUUAGGAAAUCCGACUACCUUCUGUGAUUACGACGGAAGCUAUGGACCAUAUCAGAUACAAAAUGGAAUUGCUUACUGCACGGGGCGAGACGGAAAAAUCCUGGGAUCUUGGCAGGUAGUCUCAAGCUCAAUGGCUGGAAUGAAUUGCAAUUGCGCUCGCGAUACAAUGAUUUACCUCCCAGAAAAAGGCAUGACAGUGUCUGAAGUUUGUUUACCGAACGGCAACUAUCGCGCUUAUCAGAACGCUGGAGAUGUUCCAUACUGUGUCGACUCCGACGGUUACCCCAUCGAAAGAGACCAGUGGCCGCGAGAAUGCAUCAAUAAUACUCCGGCGCCACAAUAGAAAAAAAUUAUAUAUCUUAAACCUUCAUUAUUUCAUAUAACGUUACGUAUAUCAUACAAAUUAUAAUAAAAUAUAAAAUAAGUUUAAAAUAUAUAUAUAUAUAUUAGUACUGAAAUAGAUAGUAUACUAGCCUUAUUAUUGCCUUAAUCAUUAAUAAAAUAAAUUAUUUAUAUAUUUAACCAUUAUAAACAAUAUACAUCACCUCUCUCCCCACUACUUAAUAUUAUUAAAAUUCACAAACCAUUGAUACGUACAUUACAAACGUAAAGUUGUAUGGUGCUAGCGUCGCGCAACGCAUGUCACCGUAAGCCGGGCGGCUGUCAACACGCCGCGCGCGCCCACCCAUCUGAAACACGGCUCAGGUUACUGCUGCUGCAACCGCACUUCACUUCCGCAACGGCGACCUUCGACAAUCGAUAUUUUUUACGAUAUCCAGUUUCUAAGUUGACAAAAUUUUAUCAUAAUUUGUAACAGUACACCAAUAUAUUCAGUUUCAAAUA